Messenger RNA from Pseudozyma flocculosa PF-1, 939 nucleotides. RefSeq lists its product as uncharacterized. The transcript is spliced from 2 exons. Lineage: Eukaryota; Fungi; Basidiomycota; Ustilaginomycetes; Ustilaginales; Ustilaginaceae. Bases 1 to 939 code for a protein of 312 amino acids. The record is from RefSeq and is a predicted model, not a curated record. Gene Ontology annotation, cellular component: mitochondrion.
AUGGCGGCAACAGACUCGCAAUCGAGGCUAGGUCAAGAGGCGCGCCUCGUCGACGACGGCAUCACGCCGUCAGCGCCGGCCGGCCGCGGUCGCCUCCAGGAGACGGUCCAGUCAAUUGGAUCGCUGGCAAAGGAUCCUAAGGCAGCCUACUCGCUCGCCGCCCUGUUCGCGCUCGCCAGUCCCUUUGGCUUCGCAUCGCCCGAGCAGGCGGCAGCCGAAGCGGCGGCCAAGCUGCAGCGCCAGCAGCAGGCCGCCAAGGCUGCGCAAGCCGCCUCUUCGCACGGCUCGUCGUCGCUCGCCGCCCGCCUGGUGGCCAACGCAAAGGCGCAGAGCGUGCGCCGCGCCACGGCCGCCUCGACGCUCCGCGCCGUCCCGCCCUUUUGGCAGCUGGCCGGCUUCGCCGCCCUCUUUGCCACGGGCGGCUACAUCAUCGACCACGGCGACGCCCUCAACGGCAGCGGCGUCGUCAGCGCCUGGUCCAUCACCUUUCUCCUCUUCCGCACCCUCCCCACCCUCAAGCUGCUCCCGCGCAGCCCACUCGCCCUCGCCCUCUCGACCUCGGUCGCCACGCUCGGACUCGGCGUCCACGGAUGCCACUACUUCGACCAGACCAGCUGGCGCGGUGCCGUACCGGGGCUCUCGACCGAGCUCGGGCAGCAGUCGGCCGCGGCCGCCGCAGCGGGUGCGCAACGUGGCGGGUUUGGCGGCCCUCCUUCCCGCCCUGCGACGCCGCAGCAUAGCCUCCUCUCGAGCUGGAAGGAAGAGGGCGUUCGAGCCGUGCAGAAAGUCGAAGACCGCGCAGAGGACCUGGCCCAGCACACCGCCGACCGCACACGGAGCCUGCUCGGCGCCCCUCCGCCGACUCUGGCACGGAACAACGACGAGGCGCGCGCCCUCGCCUACGCGCGGAGAGAGACCAAGGCACGCGAAUCGAUCUGA